AUGCCUCCUCGAGCUGUGGGUACACAACGCUGCCUCAGACCACGGCAAUGUAUCCACCACACCAAAUCACCCGGCUUUAGCACAUCCUCCCCCUCCCGUGCUCAAAUACCCCCGGAGUCGCCCAAGUUCAUUGAAGUCCCACGCCUCGUCCAACCAAAACAACCCUUCCCCGUACGCAUGAAAGGCGUCCUUCCUCCUCCCAGAGAUAUUUUCCAUCGGCGAAAAGAGGGGAAGAUACCCAGAGCCUCUCCGGAAUACUUCGCCGCUGUCACCCCCGAACCCCUUGAAGAUAAAACCACCAGAUCAGACGACGAAUUCGUGAGCUGGAAAGCCCGUCAAUCGGAGCUACGGCGGCGAAAUCUUCGGGAAGGGUUGGCAGAGCUGCAUCAGAGGAGACAGGAAUCUGAUCGAAGGAGGAGUAUAAUAAGUGCCGCAAAUACCAGGAUUAGAGAAAAGCGUCUUUACGCCCCUGAACGCAAAGAUGUUCGGCUCACCAACCCCUCAGUCCUCUCAACUCAACAGCCAACAAAACACCGCGCGCUUCCUGAUCCCACGCGCCCCGGUCGUCUCGCGGUCAUGAGCCAGAAUGUCGCCGAUAUGGCAGCCAUGCGGGAAGAGGCCCGGAGAAACGCCUUACACACUCUUUACGUCAAUGCUGGUGAUUUCAUUACAACAGGCAAGCAGCUGGACGAGGUGGUUGACAGGGCGUUCGAUGAUAAUAGCCAAUUCAGGACCGAUAGUAGUGAGGGACUAAAUAUUUGGAAUCUGGGAUUCCCGGAGACGGUGCAGGAGUUGUUAGGGAAGGCUAACAAGACUGGGAGGCAGACAGCGUUGGAUAGCGCGGAGGGGAAUGAGAUUACUACCAGGGAGAGGAUGAAGAAGAUUGGUGAGGAACUGACGGGAGGGAAGAUGUUGGAGGAGAGAUGA
This is a messenger RNA of Letharia columbiana, 927 nucleotides long. RefSeq lists its product as uncharacterized. Lineage: Eukaryota; Fungi; Ascomycota; Lecanoromycetes; Lecanorales; Parmeliaceae. The transcript has a single exon. The record is from RefSeq and is a predicted model, not a curated record. The coding region runs from base 1 to 927 and encodes 308 amino acids.